Molecule: messenger RNA, 5565 nt
Organism: Drosophila montana
Lineage: Eukaryota; Metazoa; Arthropoda; Insecta; Diptera; Drosophilidae
Gene: flfl
Product: serine/threonine-protein phosphatase 4 regulatory subunit 3 flfl
Exons: 9
Coding region: 492-3656 (1054 amino acids)
Biological process (GO): DNA damage response; protein dephosphorylation
Cellular component (GO): protein phosphatase 4 complex; nucleoplasm
Molecular function (GO): protein phosphatase activator activity
Source: RefSeq, a predicted model, not a curated record
AAAAUCGUCUUCGUCUCGGUUGGAACAGCGUCCGUUCCGCGAAAAAUUUUAAAAUAAUAAUUGAACCGUAAAUAUAUGGUAAAUAAGGUGUUGGAAACAGUAAAUAUGCGCAAACGCAAAUUGUAUAUACUUUGAACAAUUCUGAAAAGGCGCUGCCAACAGCAUAAACAAGGAAUUGCAACUUUUGUUGUGCGCAGACCACAGAUCACAGCACAUAAACACAUAACAUGGAUAUGCAAGUCAAGUGUAGAGAUUAGUUGAAUGCUUUGAAUUUCAAAUUCAAUAUACUAAAUUAACUGUAAUUAGUCUAGUUGACUAGCCCAAGCGCGGCUACAAGCCAGCCACAAUAAAUAGCAGGCACAAACUAAGAGAAGUUUUUAAACGUGAACUUUUUGUGCAACCACAACAACAACAACAACAACAACCACCACCACAUUGUCAAUAAAAAGAAAGAAGGGAGGGAAGGACACACAUACACCUAAGGCCAAACCAUGACGACUGACACCCGCCGACGUGUUAAGCUUUAUGCGCUGAAUGCAGAGCGCCAAUGGGAUGAUCGUGGCACUGGCCACGUCUCUUCCACGUAUGUGGAGCGUCUCAAGGGCACUUCGCUGCUGGUUCGUGCCGAAUCAGAUGGUUCCUUAUUGCUGGAGAGUAAGAUUCAGCCAGAUACCGCCUACCAGAAGCAACAGGAUACGCUGAUUGUCUGGUCGGAGGGCGAUAAUUUUGAUCUGGCGCUGAGUUUUCAGGAGAAAGCCGGUUGUGAUGAGAUAUGGGAGAAGAUAUGUCAGGUGCAGGGCAAAGAUCCCUCCGUGGAGAUUACGCAGGACAUUGUCGAGGAGUCGGAGGAUGAACGUUUUGAGGAUAUGUCGGAUACAGCACCGCCAAUUGAGUUGCCGCCAUGCGAGCUGUCACGGCUCGAGGACAUAUCCGAGACAAUACAAAGUUGCCUUUCGACGCCGCUGCGCAAGGAGAAGCUCUCCAUGGCCCUGGAAUCUGAGAACUACAUUAAAAAGCUUUUGAAUCUGUUUCAUGUUUGCGAGGAUCUCGAUAACACGGAAGGGUUGCAUCAUCUUUUCGAGAUAUUUAAGAACAUUUUCUUGCUAAACAAGAACGCGCUCUUUGAGAUUAUGUUCGCGGACGAUACCAUCUUCGAUGUUGUUGGCUGCCUGGAGUAUGAUCCUAGUGUGGCACAGCCCAAAAAGCAUCGGCAAUAUCUCAAACAAUGGGCCAAGUUUCGGGAAGCUGUCCCCAUCAAGAACAUGGAUCUAUUGGCCAAAAUACAUCAAACGUUUCGAGUGCAGUACAUUCAGGACAUUAUAUUGCCUACGCCGUCUGUCUUUGUCGAGGAUAAUAUGUUGAACACGUUAUCAAGUUUUAUAUUCUUCAACAAAGUUGAGAUUGUUACGCUCAUCCAGGAGGAUGAACGUUUUCUGCUUGACCUAUUUACCCUGCUCACGGAUCCGGCAACUGGCGAUGUUAAACGGCGUGAUAUCGUUCUAUUUCUAAAAGAGUUUUGCAAUUUUGCACAAAACUUGCAGCCCCAAGGCAAGGAUUCGUUCUACAAAACACUCACCUGUCUGGGCAUAUUGCAGGCCCUCGAGCUGACGCUAGUUAUGAACGACAAUAAAACCAAGUCGGCAUCCAUUGACAUACUCACGGCCAUUGUGGAGUUCUCGCCGUUGGUGGUGCGCAAUUAUACACUGAAUCAAGCCAAUCGGCCGGAGGGCGAGCGAAUGUUGCUGAACAUUGCCAUUGAACAAAUGUUGAACGAUUCGGAACCAGAGCUGGGCAUUGCGGUGCAGUUGAUGGGCAUUAUUAAGAUCCUGCUCGAGCCGGAAAAUAUGCUGACUGAGAAGGGUGAUUUCCUCAACUUCUUCUACAAGUAUAGCGUCCAAACGCUAGUAGCGCCUCUGAUGCUCAAUACGAUGGGGGAUCGUCCACAGAACGAAGAUUAUCAGACGGCCCAGCUGUUGGGCAUUGUGUUGGACAUCUUGUCGUUUUGCGUUGAACACCACAGCUAUCAUAUUAAGAAUUUUUUGCUGCAAAAAGAUCUCCUCAAACGAAUUCUGGUGCUGAUGAAGAGCACACAUACGUUCCUUGUACUUGGCGCCCUGCGGCUGCUACGCAAGAUAAUUGCACUUAAAGAUGAGUUUUAUAACAGGCACAUUGUCAAGUGCAAUCUAUUUGCGCCCGUUGUCGAUGCCUUUAUUCGUAACAAUGGUCGCUAUAAUCUGCUCGAAUCGGCCAUUCUGGAACUAUUUGAGUUUAUAAAACUCGAGGAUAUACGCACGCUGUGCGUAUACUUCGUGGAGAACUUUAGCAAGAUAUUUGAUGAAAUCGAAUAUGUGCAAACAUUUAAAUACCUAAAGAAUCGUUAUGAUCAAUACCAGGAUCGGCUCAAGGAUCGCGACAAGCUGGAAAAUCGCACCGAUGGAAGUUUGCCCAUGAUACGCAGCGGCAAUCGUUUUCGUCGCGAUCAGCGCCAGAUGGAGGAGGAGGAGGAGAUGUGGUUUAAUGAUGAUGAUGACUUUUCCGAGGAAAUCGAUAGCUAUAACAAUGUUAUGAAAUCCGUCAGCGAAAAAAAUGGCCCGCAGCAAACACAAAAUCAGACGGCGCAGCAAAAAUCUUCGCCGCCGCACAGUACAUCACCGCACGGCGGUGGUCUGUUGGGCAAUCUGAAUUCCACAGCGACAGCAACUGCCACCUCAGUAUCAGCGUCGGCGGCAAGUGGCAGCAGCAGCAGCAGCAGCCCCGAGGCGACGAGCAACGCCGCCGCCGUCGCUGCCGCCGAUGAGCAGGCCCAGGCCGCAGUGCAGCUGGCCGCCGCUGCCAACAUUGCAUUGCAGCAGCAACAGCAGCAGCAUCCAUUCCAGCAACAGCAAACUUUGUCCCUGAAUAGCACACUUGUGGCAGCGGCCGCUGCUGCUGCUGUCGCCUCCACAUCGAAUGCGGCUGCUGCGGCGCAGCUGGAAAGUCAACAACUGCAGCAUCAACAACAACAGCAGCAGCAACAACAGCAGCAGCAGCAACAGCCUCAGCCGGAGAUUGCAGAGCUGCAGCAGCAGCUGAGCGCUGUGGUGCCACAGAAUCCGGAGAUGGUGCUGUCUGCCGUCAAUGCCGCGGCAGCAAAUGCAUCCUCGUCAUCGUCGUCGUCCUCUUCGUUAUCUUCAUCAUCAUCGUCAUCGUCAUCGUCGUCAUCAUCAUCAUCCACGUCAUCAAUGGAAGCGUCCACGUUGUCGUCAACACCGCCGCCAACAUCUUUGCCAGCCGCUGCACUGUGCGAUUCGGCGACAGUGGCCGCCGUGGCGGCAUCUCAAUUUUUGACAACGAUUGCAACAGCCAUGGCCGCCUCGGUGACGGCAGCAGCUGCUACUAGCACGCCCAAUCUAACGACAACUGUGGCCAGCGAGGACAGCAACGAGCCGCAGCCGCAGACACAGCCACAGCCACCUGCCACAGAAGCCAGCGAUGCGCUUAAAUUGGAUGUGGAGAAGGCGGCGCUAAGCGCAGAAUCGCCAACGGGCGGCAGCGAGGCGGACAAGGCGACCAAAAAGGGACUGGUGGACUAUGAGAGCGAUUCUGGCGAAGAUGACUAUGAGGAGGACGAGGACUCAGAUGGGCCCCAAGCACAAAAGCGCGCGCGUAUUGCAUAGUAAGGGGCGUUUAGCACAGCGGCAUCAAUUAUAAGAUAGUACACAUACACAACCACACACCCAAUUCUCACACACACACACACUCAUACGACCACACACACACACACACACACUCACCAGCGAAUGCAAGGGUUGAAGAGUGGGCGGAGGAGCAGCAGCAACAAUUGUCAGCCAAGCAUAGAGCGGUACGAUGUAAGAUCGAACAAGAACAAGGAACAACUAAAGCCCGGGUAGAGUUCGGAAGGCUCCCAGUUAAUGGGGGGCGUUUUGCUUGUAAGCGAUCAUGUAAGAAGAAGAACAAGCAAAAAAUAUAAAAUUAAAUUUUAGCCUAAAAUCAUUUAUUUUAAAGAAAGCAAAUCCGAAUGCUAAAAAGUAAAACAAGAAAUUAUAAAAUCUUACUUUACUAAAUUAAAAAAUAUAUAUAUUAUAUAUAUAUGUAUAUAUACAUAUAUGUAUACAUAUGAAAAUGAAUAUAACUUAUAGGGUAUAUAUAAAUAUGCAUAUAUAUAUAUAUGUAUAUAUAUAUAUAUAUUACGUGCACACAAUAGCAAAACGCACUUAUUGAUCAAGAAGAAGAACAAACAACGUUUAUUGCCGUUGUGUGUGCUUAAAAAAAUAAAAACUAAAACAUUAAAAAGAAACCAAAAUAUAUAUAUAUAUAUUUAGAAGUUAAAACUAAAAUAACAAGAACAACGGCAGCAGCGCAAGACAGCAAAAAAAAAAAAAAGAGUGUUUAGGUUCGGUGCUUGAGUUGUCGCUCAUUAAGCUCACAGAUAGACGACCCCCUAAAAAACAAAGCUUGUUUAGUUGGCUGCGCUAGUAGAUGUUGUGUGGAAGAGUAUCGAAAUAUUUUGUGCAAUAUCAUAAGUUGUGGCUAAUUCGAAAGCAAUUGUUAUAAUUAUAUGCUUUUUUGGUAUGUCAAAUGUUAAACAGGCUGUAAAUCUAUUUACUUAAAUAACAGAUGUUAAGCUAAUGCUGUCUAUGUUGCUACAUAAAUAACAGCCGUUAAGCUGAUGUUGCUACAUUAACAUAUGUUGAGCAGAAGCUGCUUAUGUUAUAACAUAAUCAGAUAUGUAAAACAGAAACUGUUAAUAUUUUACAAUUCAGUUCUGUAAUGAUUAGCUGUUUAUGUUGCGACACGGCUCACAGAUGUUAAUCAGACCGCGAUUGGUUAUAACAGCAGCUGUUUAUGUUUAAUUAACAUAUUUUAAGCAACUGCUGUUUAUGUUAUAUGGCUAACAGCGGUUCUCUAAAAAGUCUUAGACAUACGCCUGAUCUGAUGAAAUUUGACUGCUCUAUGCUUAAAAUACUUUUUCUUAAGAUUAUAAAGUAAACAUAACGUUCAGUUAACUCGGAAUUAGUUGUUAAACUUAAACUUUAUUAAUAAUUUUGUAUUUCCACAAUUUUUGGCCCUUCGAACGUUGUGUUAAACGGGUCAAAACUUUGUUGUAGAUACGAAUUGAAUACAUUUAUAUAAUAUUUAAUUUCUUAUAUUUCCCAUUAGGUUAAACAAUUGCUUUUCGAAUGCCACGAACUUAACCCAAAGCCAACUCAACAAAUUUUGUUUUGCGCAUUCACAAAUUUAGCCAUAUAUGUAAAAUGCCCACUUGAACGAUACAAAUGGAUAAAUUAAAUAAACCUUGUAUAUAAUUUAGCGUUAUAUCGAAUUACAAGCUACUUUAUAAAUUAUGAAAUUUGAUUAUGAUUGACAGGCGUGUGACGAUUUGUAAAAUAGCAACAACAAAAAAAAAAGGGGGCGGGGGAGAUUUUUUUCUAGCAAAAAACAACAACUUGUCCUUACGAAACUAAGCAGCAAAAUAUUUUCUAAUUUGUUAAGUCAACCGAGAUGCUGCACCACAAUUUUGCAUUCAACAAAAACAAAACCACACACACACACACACACACACAA